Malaclemys terrapin pileata is the source of this 750-nucleotide messenger RNA. RefSeq names its product olfactory receptor 958-like. Gene Ontology annotation, biological process: G protein-coupled receptor signaling pathway. The coding region runs from base 1 to 750 and encodes 249 amino acids. The transcript is spliced from 3 exons. Lineage: Eukaryota; Metazoa; Chordata; Testudines; Emydidae. Gene Ontology annotation, molecular function: olfactory receptor activity. Gene Ontology annotation, cellular component: membrane. The record is from RefSeq and is a predicted model, not a curated record.
AUGUAUGCUGCCCUCUGUCUGCGCAGCGGUGAUUUUCACCCUCACACGUUACUCCGUUUUCACACCCCUGGGGGGAAUUCUCUGGCGUUGUCACACGCCAGUGGGUGCAUGUCCCAGGUCUUCUUCUACCACUUUCUGGGCAGCACCGAGUGCCUGCUCUGCACCGUCAUGGCCUACGACCGGUACGUGGCCAUCUGCCACCCGCUGCGCUACCUGCUCAUCAUGAACUGGAGGGUGUGCGCCCUCCUGGCCGCCGUCACCUGGAUCACCAGCUCCUUCCACGCCACCAUCCUCACCAGCCUGACCUUCACGCUGCCCUACUGCGGGUCCAACGUGGUGGACUAUUUCUUCUGUGACAUCUUCCCGGUGGUCAAGCUGGCCUGUGCAGACACGUACAUCAUCGAGACUGUGACCUUCACCAACACUGGUAUGGUGCCCAUGACCUGCUUCCUCCUCAUCCUCACCUCCUACGUCAGGAUCGUCUACUCCAUCCUGAAGAUAAACUCGGCCGACGGGAGGCGCAAAGCAGCCUCCACUUGUGGCUCACAUCUGGCGGUGGUGACGCUGUUCUUCGGGCCCUGUGCCCUGGUCUACACUCAGCCCCAGCUGAGCACAGGGAUGGUGACCGCUGUGCAGCUCUUUGGCUAUGUGAUCACGCCCAUGCUGAACCCGGCCAUCUACACGCUGAGGAACAAGGAGGUGAAAGCGGCUCUGAGAAAACUGAGAGGGGGUCAAAUGCCUCCACGUUGA